ACGUCAUAACGCUAAAAGAACUAAAUUGGAAUAUGCAGUUAUGACAGUAAAAAAUAAGGAUUUUAAUUCAUAAUUUCAAUACAAUUUUCAUUUAAUAUUACCAUAAUUUAAUGUAUUAUUUUAAUAAUUAAGGCCUAUACAUUUAUUUUAAAAUCUUUACAUAAACGUAUUAAAUAUAUAUCAAUAUGGCUGGUGGAAAUACCUUACAAAAAGCCAUUGAAUUAGUAACGAAAGCCACUGAAGAAGAUCGUAACAAAAAUUAUGAGGAAGCAUUGCGACUUUACGAGCACGGCGUUGAAUAUUUUCUUCAUGCGAUUAAGUAUGAAGCCCAGGGUGAAAAAGCCAAAGAAAGUAUUCGUGCGAAAUGUAUGCAAUACUUAGAUCGUGCUGAAAAAUUGAAGGAAUAUUUGAAAAAAGGAAAACGAAAGCCAGUAAAGGAAGGCGAAAGUUCAUCUAAGGAUGACAAGAAAAGUGAUAGCGAUAGUGAUUCAGAUGAUCCUGAGAAGAAAAAAUUGCAAAGUAAAUUAGAAGGCGCAAUCGUUGUGGAAAAACCAAGUGUUCGAUGGGCUGAUGUAGCUGGUUUGGAAGGUGCUAAAGAAGCUUUGAAAGAGGCUGUUAUUUUACCGAUACGGUUUCCGCAUUUAUUUACUGGCAAGCGAAUACCUUGGAAAGGAAUUUUGCUAUUUGGACCUCCAGGAACUGGUAAAUCAUAUUUAGCAAAAGCUGUCGCAACCGAAGCAAAUAACUCAACAUUUUUCUCCGUUUCAUCAUCUGAUCUGGUUUCCAAAUGGCUUGGUGAAUCCGAAAAGUUGGUAAAAAAUUUAUUUGAACUUGCCAGACAACAUAAACCUAGUAUCAUAUUUAUCGAUGAAGUAGAUUCACUAUGCUCAUCUCGUUCCGAUAAUGAAUCGGAAUCCGCACGACGUAUUAAAACAGAAUUUUUAGUACAAAUGCAAGGUGUGGGUAAUGAUAACGAUGGAAUCUUAGUAUUGGGAGCCACAAAUAUACCAUGGGUACUUGAUUCUGCCAUUCGAAGACGUUUUGAAAAACGAAUUUAUAUUCCGCUACCAGAUGAACCAGCUAGACAGUUUAUGUUUAAAUUACAUUUAGGAAACACCUCUCAUCAAAUUACCGAAGCUGAUUUUCGAUCACUUGCUGCGAAAACCGAUGGAUAUUCUGGGGCUGAUAUCAGUAUUGUGGUACGUGAUGCACUUAUGCAACCAGUACGUAAAGUUCAAACAGCAACACAUUUUAAACGUGUGUCGGGUCCAUCACCUGUAGAUAAAACAACUAUUGUACAUGAUCUUUUAACACCUUGUUCUCCUGGUGAAGAUGGUGCUAUUGAAAUGUCUUGGAUGGAUGUACCUGGAGAUAAGUUAUUUGAACCACCUGUGACCUUGAGCGAUAUGUUAAAAUCAAUAGCAACAUCAAAACCAACAGUAAACGAUGAAGAUUUAGCAAAAUUGGAUAAAUUUAAAGAAGACUUUGGACAAGAAGGUUAGCACUUCUCGUUACAAUAUCACAUUUUGCUGUGUGACAACUUCUUCAAAUUUAUUACAUUAUUAUUAUAAAUACUAACACCGUUCGUUACAUUGUUACACCACCUGUGUUGUAGCAGCAUUAUUGAAAUUGUACUAUGUUUAUAUAUAUAUAAUUUUUUUUAUUUUUUCAUAAAUAUUUUUCGUGUUUUAAGAUUUGAUAUUUUUUCUAAUGUUAUUAGUCAUUUCCUUUUUUUUUUGUA
Chrysoperla carnea is the source of this 1741-nucleotide messenger RNA. RefSeq names its product vacuolar protein sorting-associated protein 4 (gene Vps4). The transcript is spliced from 6 exons. Gene Ontology annotation, molecular function: ATP binding; ATP hydrolysis activity. Gene Ontology annotation, biological process: endosomal transport; vacuole organization. NCBI's taxonomy places the organism in Eukaryota, Metazoa, Arthropoda, Insecta, Neuroptera, Chrysopidae. Bases 186 to 1502 code for a protein of 438 amino acids. The record is from RefSeq and is a predicted model, not a curated record.